UAUCAGCUUGCAUAAGCCAGCAAGCAGGCUGUGUUUUUUAUUGGCAAGCUGACCAAUCACAGGAGGAGGACCCCUCAAGAACUCAUCACCAAGUCACCAAUUUCAUUUCCCCAUACAGAGGAGUAGCCUGUUUAAUUAUUUAAUUCUCCCAUUUGGGUGUGGGCUGUAGAUAGAUUCCGCCCCGGCUGCUACUUGUCCGAGCACAAGCCAAGAACUGCUCCCGAGAAAGGAUCGCUAUUGUUUCCUCUCGAUUUGGUCUGCUUCUGUCUCUCAGCGAGCCUCAGCUGGAUCUCUCUUUGGGGGAAGGAGGAUUUAUUUGGUGCGAGUUGUUGCUUGCUCCAUUUGAGCUCGAAUCUGCCUCGGGAGCUGCGAAAGCAGCGGCCUUUCGAGCUCCCAGGAGGUGAGGGAGGAGGAGGCGGCCUUGGAGCGGUCGGGAGGGCCGUGGUGGUGAUGCUGCUGCUCUGAUUCGCUUCGUGCCUCCAUCGAUGGAGUCCAGUGGGGAGGAGCUGCUGAAGAAGAUCCGGAAGCUGGAGGUGGGCCAGGCGCAGCUCAAGCAGGAGAUGUCCAAGUUCGCGCUGCCGCCCACCGGCAGCGGAGCAGAGCGGCGGCGCUCGCAGUCGGUCUCGCCCUCCCGCGGCGCGCAGCCGCAUCCGGGGCCGGCGCCGGCGCCGGGGCCGCCUCCUUCGAGGCGGGCCUCUGGGGGGUUUGAUGGAGGCCCGCGGGCGUGGGGCCGUGGCUCCGCGUCCUUCUCGCACUCGUCGCCGCUGCAGCGGGAAGGCCGUGCCGCGGCCGAAGGCGGCGCCACGGGCGCGGGGCUGGCGGAGAGGCAGUACCGCAGGGUGCUCCAGUCGCUGGGGCAGUCCGUCCACAUUCUUGACCUCGAUGGAAGGAUCAUAUACUGGAACCGAUCUGCAGAGAAUCUCUAUGGUUACCCUGCUUCAGAAGUGCUUGGUCAGGAUGCCCUCAUGCUGCUGGUUGAUUCCCGUGACCUCAGUGUGGUAAAUGAUAUGUUCCGCCGUAUUUCCUUGGGUGAGAGUUGGACUGGUAAAUUCCCAGUUAAGAACAAGGCAGGUGAUAGAAUUUUAGCUGUUGGCGCCAACACUCCUUUUUAUGACGAGGAUGGCAGUUUGGUGGGCAUUAUUUGCGUUUCAAGUGAUUCACGUGCCUUGGAGGAGAUACUCAGUGGACCUUCAACCUCUGCAAGGACCUGUUGUGAUGGAAGUUGCAGUAACAACAGCCGGAAACCUAGUUUGUUGAACAAAAGUCCAUUUGACUCACAGCUUCCCCUACAGUCUACUAUAGCCUCCAAGAUAACAAAUUUGGCUACCAAGGUUUCAAAUAAAGUUCGGUCUCGGGUCAAGAUGGAUGAGAAUGGCAUAGUACGGGAAGGUGGUAGUGGUGAGAGCCAGUGCUCUGAUCGUGAUAACAAGGAAGAGCCAACAUCUAGUGGACCAGGUACACCAAGAGGAGAUGCACCAUGUGGUGCAUUCUCUACUGAAGAGAACUCCCCUGGGAAAUCAAACAAAAUGAAUAGCGAUGAAUCAGAUGGGAAAAUAGGUCUUCACAAGAUCUUGAGUUCAAAAGCAGAGGCAUUGUUGAACAAGAAAGGGAUAACAUGGCCUUGGAAAGGGCGGGAGAAUGAUGGACCUGAUGGAAAGAAUGAAGUAAUCUGGCCAUCUUUGCAUGGUGAGCAAGAGAAUGACCAGAGUAAUCAGAAAAAUUCUGACAGGCAAGGUGCUGAAUUCAACCAACCUAAUAAAAAUGAAGCAUCAGGUUCCUGGUCCUCCUUCAACAACAACAGCUCAAGUAGUGCAAGCAGCACUGGAAGUACUAAUAGCAGCGCUCUUUACAAAGUAGACCAUGAAGCAGACUGUCUGGAUUAUGAAAUCCUAUGGGAGGAUCUUGUCAUUGGAGAACAAGUAGGUCAAGGCUCUUGUGGGACAGUAUAUCAUGCUUUGUGGUAUGGCUCGGAUGUUGGUGUGAAAGUUUUCUCCAGUCAGGAAUAUUCGGAUGAAGUGAUUCAGUCCUUUCGACAAGAGGUAUCCCUUAUGAAGAAGCUACGUCAUCCUAAUAUACUGCUCUUCAUGGGUGCGGUUACAUCUCCACACCGCCUCUGUAUUGUAACAGAGUACCUCCCACGAGGAAGUUUAUUUCGCUUACUUCAAAGAAACACGACCAAGUUGGAUUGGAGACGACGUGUUCACAUGGCUUUAGAUGUUGCAAGGGGCAUGAAUUAUCUUCACCACUAUAGCCCACCUAUCAUUCAUCGAGAUUUAAAAUCGUCAAAUCUGUUGGUUGAUAAGAACUGGACUGUCAAGGUUGCAGAUUUUGGUCUUUCACGUCUCAAGCGUGAAACGUAUCUGACAACAAAAACAGGAAAAGGAACACCGCAAUGGAUGGCUCCGGAGGUAUUGCGUAAUGAACCUUCAGACGAGAAGUCUGAUGUGUAUAGUUAUGGGGUGAUCUUAUGGGAACUUGUUACUCAGAAGAUACCCUGGGAAAAUCUCAAUUCGAUGCAGGUCAUUGGUGCAGUAGGUUUCAUGAACCAAAGAUUGGAGAUUCCUACCGACACAGAUCCUUUCUGGACAUCACUCAUCCUGAGUUGUUGGGAAACUGAUCCACAAAGCCGCCCAUCGUUCCAAGAGCUUCUAGAGAAGCUCCGGGAACUGCAAAGGAAGUACAACGUCCAGACACAGAUGCAGCGAAACGCAACAGCUGCUGCGAAGAACAGCACCAUCAUCGAGGAAUGAAGGUUCGGGCUUUUGCUAAGGCGAGUGAGCGUGUGAGUGAGGGAACGUCGGUGCAGCGACGUGUUAACUGAAGAACGAUCCGUACCUAAGAAGGAUCUGUACCUGGCACAAGCCUAAUACUGGAACAGCUAAUGCUGAAGAUUGCAGAGGGAGGUGCUCUCUGAAUUCCGGACACAGGCCUGAACUUCCUCGAACUGCAGCAAAGAUUAGAGUAGUAAGUUGAGGCUCGCACUUUUGGGUUCACUGCUGCAUGGUGGUGCGCCACUAACAUCCUAUCAUUUUGGUCCAGUGAUCUUGGUUGAAUUUGUAACUUGAAGAUGCUGCUGCUGCUGCUGCUGUGUAGAUUGUUCUAGAGAUGAUCAAGUUGGGUCACCAGGAACCUUGUAAGGUUCAUACUUGUUUAGUUGUUUUUCUCCUGCCUCCUCAUAAGUCCAUAACUAGAGAAAUCAACCGUUGUUGCUCACAGUGCUGUUAAGCCAUCAAUUGAGUGGUGUUAUUUUUUGGUUGUUUUAGUACUGACAAUACAAGGAUCGUCUAUUUAUGAGUUGCUUUUUUUUUCCAUUUUAA
This is a messenger RNA of Lolium perenne, 3317 nucleotides long. RefSeq lists its product as uncharacterized. Lineage: Eukaryota; Viridiplantae; Streptophyta; Magnoliopsida; Poales; Poaceae. The record is from RefSeq and is a predicted model, not a curated record. Gene Ontology annotation, biological process: regulation of DNA-templated transcription; protein phosphorylation. Gene Ontology annotation, molecular function: ATP binding; protein serine/threonine kinase activity.